Candida tropicalis MYA-3404 is the source of this 480-nucleotide messenger RNA. RefSeq lists its product as uncharacterized. Bases 1 to 480 code for a protein of 159 amino acids. NCBI's taxonomy places the organism in Eukaryota, Fungi, Ascomycota, Pichiomycetes, Serinales, Debaryomycetaceae. The transcript has a single exon. The record is from RefSeq and is a predicted model, not a curated record.
AUGAGAUACUCUGCUUUAUUGACUUCUGCAAUCGCUUUAUCUGCUGUCAACGCUACUUUCCUUCCAUUUUUGUGUGGUGGUUCUGGUCUCGGUUCCCUCUUGGGUGGCUCUUCUGGUGGUUCUUCUGGUGGCUCUACAUCAACUCCAACCCAAGCACCUCAAACUCCUUGUGAAGAAAGUGCUGCUCCAGCUCCACCACCUUGUGAAACUUCUACUGCAGCUGCACCUCCACCAUGUGAAACCACACCAGCUUCAGAACCUCCUUGUGAGGAAGGUGGAAGUGGAUCGUCAACACCAGCUGCUGAAUCUCCUUGUGAAGAAGGUGCAAGUGGUUCUGCCACUUCAGCUACAAAUGGAGAAGAUUCUUCUUCUUCUGCUCCCCCAACUGACAUGAUGUCACAAAUGAUUGGUGGUCUUUCCAAUAUGUUGGAAACUGGCUUCAGUGGAAGUGGUUCUUUAUUGCAUAACUUGAUUGGUUAA